CUGUUGACGCGUUGCCAUGGGGACACGAGGCUCAUGUUCGCGCGCACUGCAACGGUCGCGCUCCCACGGGAGAUCUUCAUCAUCAUUGUCAUCAUCAUCAUCGUUAUCUUCAUCGUCUCAGCUAUCUUCGUCUUCAUCAUGGAGCGGUAUGAGGUGAUCCGGCAGAUCGGCCAAGGCGCAUUCGGAAAGGCGCUGCUGGUCAAACGGAGACGCGGGGACGAGCAGCUCUACGUCAUCAAGGAGAUCAGCCUCACUCAGCUGUCCGCUCGGGAUAAGGAGGCGUCCAGAAAAGAAGUGACUCUUCUGUCCAAAAUGAAGCAUCCGAACAUUGUGGCGUUUCAUGAAUCAUUUUACGACAGGAAUCGCCUCUACAUCCUGAUGGAGUUCUGUGACUCAGGAGAUAUGAUGAACAGAAUCAAGAUGCAGAGAGGAAAACCAUUCAGUGAGGCACAGAUAGUGGACUGGUUUGUUCAGAUGUGUCUGGGACUGAAGCACAUUCACGACAGGAAGAUCCUGCACAGAGACAUUAAAGCUCAGAACAUCUUCCUGACCCGAGGAGGACUCAAGGUCAAACUGGGAGACUUCGGCAUCGCCAGAAUGCUGAACAACACGAUGGAGCUGGUGAAGACGUGUGUCGGGACGCCAUAUUACCUGUCGCCAGAGAUCUGUGAGAACAAGCCUUACAACAACAAAACGGACAUCUGGUCUCUCGGUUGUGUCCUGUACGAGCUCUGCACUCUCAGACAUCCAUUCGAGGGCAGUAGCCUGAAGCAGCUGGUGUUGUGUAUCUGCGGUGGGCGCUUCAGGCCGGUGUCGGAGCACUACAGCCCUGAGCUGCGGCUGAUGCUGAACCUGCUGUUCAAGAUCCGCCCGCGAGACCGACCGUCUGCUAACACACUGCUCAAACACCCACUGCUGCACACACACAUCAGCAAACACCUGGACACGCAGUUGUUGGAGGAAGAGUUCAGUCACACAGUUCUUCACAGACACACACCAGCAGCACACAAAGCCUCCAAAAACACAGAUCAGGUAUCCAGAGAUCCAGUGCGCUGUAAACCUGCUGUAAAACCUGCUGUCAUCAGACCCGUGCAGAGAGCCAAUCAGAGACGGCCGACAGCAAAACUGCAGCAGGUGAAGGCUCAGAGUCCUGCUGUGUUCAGAGCUGGUGUUGAGCACAGAUGUAGGAGUCCAGCAGAGCUGCAGAAAGAACCAGAUCAGGAUCAACAUGAGGAUCAGGAUCAGCAUCAGGAUCAGCAUAGACCCGCAGCUCUGGAGCCCUUCAGACUUGUGGCGGCGGCGAGAGACGAGUAUCUGCAGAGGAGACGGGAAGCACAUCAGUAUAAACUCAGAGCUCAGAAACAGCUGGGUCUCAGGCCGUCCACAGCAGAUGCUAAAGGGUGUCAGCAGGUCAACAGCCCAGAGCAUCAUGGGAAGAGAGCAUCUCAGAGAAAGCAGCAGGAGGAGUACCUGCAGCAGCUCCAGCUCAUCAGACAGCAGUAUCAUCAUGAUGUCAGACAGAUGAGGAUGAGGCCAGAUGUUGAGGAGACCCCUGAGGCAGCAGGAACAGACGGACACACACACAGGAAACAGCAGCAGAGAGGAAUCAUGUUUGAGAUCAAGCUGAUGGAGGAGAAGAAGACGGAGGAGAACGAGGAGUCAGAGGAUGAGCCCCUGAACGACACACUGACGUUUGCACAGGCAGAAAAGCUUCAGAUUCCACCACACGGUGCUCUGGACAGACAGGAAGAGGAGGAGGAAGAGGAGGAGCCAGGGAUGAAGAGGGGCCAAUGGGGUCGUGGCGCUGCAGAGACUUUACUGAACGCUCUGGAGAACAUGAACAUGACUGACAGCACCACUGACACAUCACUGACAGUUUCAGAAGAGCAGGAAGGAGGAAACAGAAAACACUGGACACACAGACUGCCGCACACACUCCUGAAUGCACUCGCUCAAGCGGAGCUCACUGACUGCAGCACAGAUACACUGCUGUCAUCAGAUGAAGAGGAAGGUGGAGAAGUGGAGGAGGAUGAAGAGCGCCUGCAGCCUCCAUCAGAUGAUGAAGACACGAUCUUCGAGGACUCAGAUGAUGAGCUCUGGCAGCAGAUCUGUGACUCCAUGAGGAACCUGCUGACCACACAGGAGAUGCAGGAGCACGGCGACACACAGGACGUGCCCGAGGACAGUGUUGUGGAUAAUGUGGAGAGCGAGCGGCCUGAGGACGAGUCUCAGAGAAACACAGCAGACUGAAGACACUGAACACCAGCAUCUAAACCAGGGUUCCUCCAGAACACACUGAGACGGACGCAGAGGUGUUGUGCUUCUCUUUAUCUUUAUUUAUUAUGUGUUCAGCGCUGUACAACACUGGAAAUGAAGGACUGAAGCGUUCAUCGACAGCACAAACACACACAGUGUUCCUCCUCCACAUCAGUCAUGUGGAGAUCCUCAUUUAAAGGCAGGGGUGCAGCAGGCCCUAUGACUAAAGGUCUUGUGCAUGGAACUGAA
Danio aesculapii is the source of this 2505-nucleotide messenger RNA. It is a transcript of the gene nek5, whose product is annotated as serine/threonine-protein kinase Nek5. Gene Ontology annotation, biological process: protein phosphorylation. The record is from RefSeq and is a predicted model, not a curated record. The coding region runs from base 34 to 2250 and encodes 738 amino acids. Lineage: Eukaryota; Metazoa; Chordata; Actinopteri; Cypriniformes; Danionidae. The transcript is spliced from 20 exons. Gene Ontology annotation, molecular function: ATP binding; protein kinase activity.